Messenger RNA from Apis dorsata (giant honeybee), 979 nucleotides. RefSeq names its product protein FAM162B-like. The record is from RefSeq and is a predicted model, not a curated record. Bases 281 to 769 code for a protein of 162 amino acids. The transcript has 4 exons. Lineage: Eukaryota; Metazoa; Arthropoda; Insecta; Hymenoptera; Apidae.
UUUUAUUUGUAAUUUAAUAGUUUCAAUUCCAACCAGUACAAUGUUACAAUCUUAUUCUGAAUCGAAUCGGUAAUGUUGAGAAUGACUUUAAAAUGAUAAGAGAAUCUUUGUGUCAUCAAGAAUAUCAUAUAAAUCUAGGAUAAAAAAAUAUAUUGAACGUAUAUUUUGUACUUCGUCUGUGACAUUAUGUUAGUAGUACGUAAUACGUGACUCGGAUAACGUGUGAUCGUAAAAAACAGAGCAAGUUUUUAAAUACUGUCAGUACAGUAUAAAUUACAAGAUGUUUUGCACAAGAUUGAUAAGGCAGUUUAAUAAUAAUUUUAAAAUAAGACAACUACAUUCAACAUUUGUUAAAAAUGAAAAUAAACCUAUUACUGAAACAUCUAAAGUUAAAACUGAAACAGCCAAAACUACUAAUAUAUCACAAGCUGAAAAGGAGGCAAUUGAAUUUGUAUCAGGAGAGUCUUUAUAUACUUUGACUAACUUUGAUAAAAGAAUAUUAGUUUGGGUUAAACGUUUUCCUAGUAUGGAUAAAGUUCCAAAACAAGUAAGUAUACGAACUAUACAGCUAGCUCAUACUAAAGCCAGAAUUAAAGUAUGUUUUUACAUGAUGGCUUUUGCGAUAAUUGGCUCUAUUCUAGCUGUAAUAAGUGGUAAAAGAGAUGUUGCUGCUGGAAAAAAUAUAAUAACAGAAAGACAAAAAUGGUAUGAUAAAGUGAAAGAAAAAGCCCGAAAAGAAGCCGAAAUGGCUGAAAAAAAUGAAAAAUAGUAUUUUAAUUUCUUUUAAUAAUAUUUAAAUUACAUAAAUUUUACUUCAAUAUUUUAAAUAUUUUUUUGAUUAACUUUUUUUCCAUGUCAUUAUAUUUCAUUAGAAUUAUUUAAUCAUUAAAGUCAUUAUUUUGAAUAAUCAGAGAUUAUUACAAAUAAUAAUUUUUAGUAAAAAUAGUAUCAUAUCUUUAUAAUAUUUGAAGAUAUUAUU